Molecule: messenger RNA, 829 nt
Organism: Trematosphaeria pertusa
Lineage: Eukaryota; Fungi; Ascomycota; Dothideomycetes; Pleosporales; Trematosphaeriaceae
Exons: 1
Coding region: 105-788 (227 amino acids)
Source: RefSeq, a predicted model, not a curated record
CGGGAAAGCAGCGACGCCAUGUCGACGCCAACGCGCUGGCCAAGGAGGAUUGGACCAACCUUGUGAGGACCUGACGUCACGCUCACAGCACCUUCUGCUUGAGCAUGUCCCUUGAGGAUGGCAUAGAGUCAGAGUCUCCAUCUUCGGCGCGGAAUCCAACCAAACAGACGGAUGUGCUACGCCUGAGGUUCACCCCGUGGAGUAUAUCAACGUCGACCUGCAAUUAUCACCACAAGCGACAUAUUGGAGACCGAGAGGGCAACCCGACGCGCGAGUGGAUUGUUUGGGAGGCGCUGCCGAUGAUUGAAGUGGCCAGAGCGAAACUUGAGGAGCUCCAAGCAAGGAACGACCAUGGGGGCCUUGAACAUGUCCAACGGCCUUCGAGCAUCGAUUCCAUCGAAAAGUCGAAGGAGAAGAUCGGCUCCUCUCAAUGGAGUGCCAUUGGGAUAUGGAGCCACGAGACAGAGUCGAUAGAUCAGAGUUGGAGAAAGCCGGACGCGUCGCGUCGUUUAGCGCGUCACGUACCUAGUAAUCAAACCGCCAGAAUUUCCAAGCACCCGUGGACUCCAGCACCCAACCUUCAUCAAAAUUCCCUAUUGUCAUCAUUGUGCCAGCUAUUGAUUGUCUGCUCUUGCUCCUGUAUACGACCUCCAACCUUCUUAGCUUCCGAGAAUUGUCUGCUGGGACUUGAGACUGGAUGUGACCCCCCCUCGGACGCUCUCUUCUUCCCGACUUCUUUUCUCCCACAUGCGGGCCCUAGGACCCCAGGACCACGCAGCAGCCUCUGACGACGACAUCUCCGAGCAGGAACCGUGAAUGCUAAGGCGCA